AUGCCAGUACCAGUCGGCUCAAUGCCUCAAGGGGCGCAUGGCCCUUCAACAUUAGACAAGCGUAGGGCUCUGACCGUCGGCCUGAUCAUUGGCUUCAUCUUCGGCUUCACCAACAUCGUCCGCUUCGGCCCUGGACCCAACGGAAUGCUGCGCACACUAGGCCAAUAUAUGAUGGGAUCUGCUGCGACCUUUGGCUUCUUCAUGGCCAUUGGCACCACCAUCCGGACGGACAGCUCCCCCAUCGCUACACAAGCUUUCGCCAGCGCUCACCGAAGACCCAUGAUCCUCCCAAGAAAAUACCAAUACCCCCGCGCUGCUCAAACUGAGAAAAUUUGA
Molecule: messenger RNA, 336 nt
Organism: Alternaria conjuncta
Lineage: Eukaryota; Fungi; Ascomycota; Dothideomycetes; Pleosporales; Pleosporaceae
Exons: 4
Coding region: 1-336 (111 amino acids)
Biological process (GO): protein import into mitochondrial matrix; protein insertion into mitochondrial inner membrane
Cellular component (GO): TIM23 mitochondrial import inner membrane translocase complex
Source: RefSeq, a predicted model, not a curated record